ACUAACAACCAUCACCACUAACAACCAUCACCACUAACAAUCAUCACCACCACCAUCACCACUAACAACCAUCACCACCACCAUCACCACUAACAACCAUCACCACCACCAUCACCACUAACAACCAUCACCACCACCAUCACCACUAACAACCAUCACCACCACCAUCACCACUAACAACCAUCACCACCACCAUCACCACUAACAACCAUCACCACCACCAUCACCACUAACAACCAUCACCACCACCAUCACCACUAACAACCAUCACCACCACCAUCACCACUAACAAUCAUCACCACCACCAUCACCACUAACAACCAUCACCACCACCAUCACCACUAACAAUCAUCACCACCACCAUCACCACUAACAACCAUCACCACCACCAUCACCACUAACAACCAUCACCACUAACAACCAUCACCACUAACAAUCAUCACCACCACCAUCACCACUAACAACCAUCACCACCACCAUCACCACUAACAACCAUCACCACCACCAUCACCACUAACAACCAUCACCACUAACAACCAUCACCACUAACAACCAUCACCACCACCAUCACCACUAACAACCAUCACCACCACCAUCACCACUAACAACCAUCACCACCACCAUCACCACUAACAACCAUCACCACUAACAACCAUCACCACCACCAUCACCACUAACAACCAUCACCACCACCAUCACCACUAACAACCAUCACCAUCAUCGCCUGUUGUUGCGUUUUGUCUGCCGCGAGCUCGUGUCUCUGUGUGUGUCUCUCUGUGUUUGUGUAUCUCUCUCGUGUGUGUCUCUGUGUUUGUGUCUGUCUGGGUCUCUGUGUGUCUGUCUCUCUGUGUCUCUCUCUGUCUGUGUGUCUCUCUGUCUGUGUGUCUCUCUGUCUGUGUGUCUCUCUGUCUGUGUGUCUCUCUGUGUCUCUGUGUGUCUCUGUCUCUCUGUGUGUCUCUCUGUCUGUGUCUCUCUGUGUGUCUCUGUCUGUGUCUCUGUCUGUGUCUCUCUGUGUCUCUCUCUCUGUCUCUCUGUGUAUCUGUGUCUCUCUCUGUCUCUCUGUGUAUCACUGUCUCUGUCUGUGUGUCUGUCUGUCUCUGUCUGUGUGUCUGUCUGUCUCUCUCUGUGUGUCUCUGUGUCUCUCUCUGUGUGUCUCUGUGUCUCUCUCUGUGUGUCUCUCUGUGUGUCUCUCUGUGUGUCUCCAUCCAUGGCGAGGUUCGCGUCCGCCUGACCCCCCCCCAUCACUCUCCCUGUCUCCUCCUCCUCCAACUCUCUCUCUCUAGGCCAUUGUCGCGUCCUGACGGCCAUCACCACCACCACCACCCUCGUGUAGUUCACGUUUCCCUACCCUAACAACCACCACCAACAACAACAACCAACAACAACAACAACCACCAAGCACCAAGGCCUGCGACUCGCCACCACCUCCACCGCGCUCCGGAAUCCGAUUUGAAAGGGUCGAUGGUAGAGAAACCUUUCCUCAACCAGGGAAAAACCGAAGGACCCGGAGAAAAAAUGCACCACAAGCAUUGGGAAAGAGACUUGCAAACUCCAAAUAUACAGCAAACAUCAGUCGGGAUCAAACCCCCGACGUCCUGCAUACCAGGCGAGACAAUGGACGUGGGGAUGUCCAAGUUGGCGUACGGCCCCAAGAGGUCGCACAAGAAGAAGAAAAGAUCCGAGGAGAGAGUUCGCUACGAGCCGCACUCAAGCCUGGGCCUCACGUAUGACGACAUCGGUGCCGAAAUGGCCAUGAACCAAAUGUACAUGCAGCAGAACGCCAGCCGUGGACGGCAGCGAGCGGUCGCUGUGAUGGAAGAAAGCGACACCUCGGUUUCAGACAUGGAUGGCAGCUACGAUGACAACGACUACGGGGCGCACCCCGAGAGCGUGAUGAACUCCCACGGCGGGCGACCCGUGCCUCACGGCUGGGACAAGGAGGAGGAGGAAGAGGAUGACGAUGAUGACGACGACGACGAUGACGACGACGACGAAGAUGAAGACGAGGAAGACGGGCUGGAAGAUGACGUUGAUGAUGAGGAGGAAGAGGAAGGGGAGGAAGAGGAGGAGGAGGAAAGCAGCAGUGAGGAUGAUGAGAGUGAUGAGGCGCCACCCACGCCCAGGGCCUACGCGCAGGCAUUCGCCGUCGACACAACCCCCAAACGGGAGCAGCCUCCGAGGCAGCAGCCUCCGAGGCAGCAGCCGGUCCGGCAGCAGCCGGUCCGCCAGCAACCCGUCCGCCAGCAGCCCGUCCGCCAGCAGGCGCUGCGGCAACAGCCGGUUCGUCAGCAGCCCGUCCGCCAGCAGCCGCUGCGGCAACAGCGGCAACAACAACAGCAGCAGCAGCAGCGGCAACAGCCGCAACAGCAGCAGCGGCAGCGUCGGCAGCAGCAGCAGCAGCAGCAGGGGGGUGGGGUGGCGCCCACUCGCGAAAAGCCGCACGUGUGCGGAGACUGCGGCAAGGGCUUCGCUCACAUGUCCAGCCUCACGAUCCACCGGCGCACCCACACGGGGGAGCGCCCCUACGGCUGCAAGGAGUGCACCAAGGCCUUCUCCACCGUGUCGAGCCUCACGAUCCACUUCCGCACGCACACGGGCGAGCGUCCGUACGUGUGCGACGAGUGCGGCAAGAGCUUCUCGCAGGCGAACACGCUGAAGAACCACGAGCGCACGCACACGGGGGAGAAGCCGUUCGUCUGCACGGACUGCGGCAAGUGCUUCACCAACAUGUCGGGCCUGAAGACCCACCGGCGCACGCACACGGGCGAGAAGCCCUUCGCCUGCGUCGACUGCGGCAAGUGCUUCUCGCAGGCCAACGGCCUCAAAGACCACCGGCGCACGCACACGGGAGAGCGGCCCUUCGCCUGCCUCGAGUGCGGCAAGGCUUUCUCCAACGUGUCGGCACAGAAGAUGCACAUGCGCACGCACACUGGCGAGCGCCCGUACGAGUGUGAGGAGUGCGGCAAGCGCUUCACGCAGCUCUCCAGCCUCAAGGUGCACCUGAACCUGCACGGGGGCGAGCGGCCGCUCGCCUGCGAGGAGUGCGAGCGCGGCCCCCUGCGGCACGUGUGCAACCAGUGCGGCUGCGCGUUCGCGCGUGCCCACGACCUUCGCGGCCACAAGAAGACGCACACGGGCGAGAGGCCGCACGCGUGCGGGCAGUGCGGCCGCGGCUUCUCGCGCCUCUCCAGCUACGAGAAGCACCUGAGCGCGCACGCCACCGAGAAACCGCACGCGUGCGGCGUCUGCGGCCGCGCCUUCGCCCGCAAGAUGAACCUCAAGGCCCACCAGCAGCUGCACACGGGCGAGCGGCCGCGCCCGUGCAACGAGUGCGGCAAGCCGUUCGCGCACGCCUGCGGCGCCAAGCGGCGCCGGGCGGCGGGCCGCGGCGGCGACGAGAGGCCGUUCGCGUGCGGGGUGUGCGGCAAGGGCUUCUCGACGCCGCUCUACCUGAAGCUGCACGAGCGCACGCACUCCGGCGGCGGCGGCGCCGGAGAUCGGCCGCACCGCUGCGAGGAGUGCGGCAAGGGCUUCGCGUGCCUCUCCAACCUGGAGAAGCACACGUACGCGCGCCCGGGGGAGCGCCACCCGCACGCCUGCGUCGACUGCGGCCGCGGCUUCGCGUGCCUCUCGGAGCUGCGCAAGCACACGGCGGCGCACGCCGACAGCGGCUGGGCGCACGCGUGCGACGCCUGCGGCGAGGGCUUCUCCUGCCUCUCCAACCUCAAGAAGCACCGGCUGGCGCGCUCGUGCGUCGUCGGCGAUCGCCAGCCGGCGCCAGCGCCGCCGGUGGCGGCGGCAGCACCGCCGCCGCACACGUGCGAGGAGUGCGGGGAGACGUUCUCGCACCUGUCGCACCUCAAGAAGCACGCGGGGACGCACGGCGGCGCCGAGAAGCCGCACGCCUGCGGCAGCUGCGGCAAGAGGUUCUCGCAGAUCUACCACCUCAAGAGGCACCAGAUGAAGCACUGGAGGGAGGCCGGCUACGUGGGCGGCCCGUGAGGCCCCACGGCGGCCGUAGGGCCCGCUGCCCGCCACGCCACCCCACGCCUCUCUCGGUUCGCUUUGGGCGGCCGCUCCUCGGAGUUGGUGACGGACGGUGGGGGGGGGGGGGGGUGAAGGAGAGAGCCGACCGAGCCGGCGACCGCGUCCGAGAUCUUGCGGUUUGAAUCUCGGGCUUCCUGCGUAAACCCGAGGCGGACGCGCGAUUCCGAGCGCACGUGCGGGGGUCAACGGCUCGGGGUUUGUCAAGAGCAUCCGAGUCCGACUUCGCCUGAAGACGGUUGUACAAAGUAAGGGAAGGGGGGGAGAGGGGGUGGUAUUACGCUUUUUGAGGGCACCAGCGGCAGGGAACAUUUCGGGAGGAAAACGACUUUAGAGUAAGGGGAGGGCAUUUCGUGCAGAAGACGCGGUCAAGCCCUGGGCGGGUGAUGAAUUGGCUAAGAGGGUCGGUGCCAGCAGCUUGGUACGUGCGGCGAGUUCUUGUCCCGAUCGACGAUGGCUUUGCAACGACGAAGACAACAACAACAACACCCUCCCAGAGUAAAAUCGUUAAUUCUCCACUCAACUCGGCCACAGCCAGCGGGCUGCUUGCACCGAGGGGCUUCAUUGGCAGAAAUUAGCAGGGUGAGCCGCUCGCUCGCUCGACCAUGCGCCGUGAGAGCAGCGGACGUCUCGCGGGACCCGCGGUGGUGCGGGACGGGGGAGACCCUUCCGAGGCGCGUUAGCCCGGGGGCCCCCGUGUCUUCAAGUCGCCGAGGGUCAAUUCCGAGACGAUGUUUCUGCCGUAGUUCGAUUUUCCGUCGGCAAAUCAUCAUGGAAAAUAGGGGCCCCCUCCAUUUGGUGAAGGUCGAGCCAGUGGCCAAAUUUCAGUUCGCCCGACAUCGGUUCGGAGGCGAUGCGACUAAAUCUCAAUUGCGGGGGGUGAAAAACCGGCUUCAGGGUGGCCGGCACGAACCCCCCACCCAUGUGGACCAUUUGAGUGUUAUCUUCGUGUGUGUGUUUCCGUGGCAACAACUUUAAACUAAAUAUUUUAAAAAUUAUGGAUUGGCGAAAAAAUUUAAGCGCAGAAUCCCACCCCCAUCCCUCCUUUGUAGAGUCUUUAGACAUAGUUAUUAUUAUUACACGAUUCUUUAGACCUGGUUGGGGCGGCGACGAGGCUACAGGAAAGCCACGCCUCUGUGGAAUCAUCGUCCCCACCAAUACGGCGUCGAAUCGUCAUCUCCACCAUCACGGCGUCGUGCUUUUCCGGCGGCGCGCAAGAUGGCCGGAUGAUGACGAUUGGGCUUGAAGAAAAAAAAUCUACAAAUUUCAUCUGAAGAGACGCGUGGAGUUCCAAAUCUCGUCGGCUGCCUUGCAUCUCCCCUUGUCCGUCUACUGUGCUCGGUAACGCGGGUCGUUGUCCUCAAGUGACCUCGACUCGAGCGGAACCCAGACUUACAAACAACAUUGGAGAGCACCUGAACGUGGGCACGGCUGCCGUAGGCGACGACUUCACGAUGGGGAGACGACAAGCAGAAUCGGAUUUAUCCCCAUGUCCAGCUACGGGCACGGGGGUCAGAACGUUAUAACAAGAAACGUUGUGAAAUAAGAGACGAUACGAGUGCAAAGUAUAGGAAAGGUAAACAAACUGCGUAAAAAAGAACAUACAAAUAAAACUACGCUAUUUUUAUCUCACCGGGUGAAGGCCCAAUGAGCUAUAUUGGCUUAUUUUUCAGAAGCGACCUGGCCACCACAAAUGAUUGCUCAACAAAUUGGCUUAUCGUCAUCGUGUGGAAAUUUAUAGCAGUAUCAAGGGCUGCGUGACUUCCCUUGACACCGCGCUCGGGAGCCAAACGUGAGCCUGUUACCUCUUUGAAUGGGUCGGCGGUUAGAGGGGAUCACGUAAAGGUGGCAGCAGCAGCAGCAGGGUUCUUUACCAGGCAGCCCAUAAGCCGGACGUGGUCUGAAAAGUCUCUUGUCAGUGGCCUCACUGAGAGAAUGUGGCUUAUCAAGGCACGCAGAGAUACAAUUAUAAUGGAGGUUUUUUUGGGGGUUAGUUCGUGGUAAGGGUUUGAUUAAUUACUAGUUCAGCACUCACCGCUUGUGUGUCAGAGAGUAAACCCACAGCAGAGCAUUUACAAUUCGAGUAGCCGUGAUGUUUCGCCCGUAAUUACAUCAACAACCAACCUCAUCAGGCGACAGCCAGAAUUGUGGACAAAACCUCCGUCCCCUUUCGGUCUUCAAAGAGAAAUGCGAUCAAUGAUGACGAGCGAAAGAUAAGCGAGGGGGGGAGGGCGCUGCUGACGACCGAGAGAUGAAGAUCCAGUUGGGUGAAAGCAGGGACGAAGCAAGAGCCGCUUCCGCCUGACUGCGUCACGUCACGUGGCCCGUCGGCACGCGGGCAAGCGUUGUCGCGGGGCCUGCCAGCGAAUCAAGCCUGGAAAAGCCUGACCUGGAACCCUGCCCAUACGCGGACACUUUGCCCACGUGUCUCGGGGUUUGCCCCCCCCCUCCCCCCCGAUACCGCCGUGUUUGUUGACUGCUGUCCCCACAGCCGUACCCAUAAAAACUGUCGUCGGCGCGCGUCGAGGCCAACAAGUCUGGCGCUACAUCAUGGGACCUCCUUUGCAGACGUGAUUCCUUGUAAGAGGUUUCAGUUUGGUGUUUUAACAUCUUAACACUUGUUUUGUUGCCAAUUUAUCGUUUGACAUCGGGAUACGGGCAAAGGCGCGAGAAAAUCCACAGCUGUUCAGUGGCAUUCAGAAUGCUCAUUCCCAACUGGUGCGGUGGCAGAUGUCCUAUCAAAUCCACAGAUUAACGCGCUUGGCUCAAUGUACACACUCAGACUCCCAGACCCAUACAGAGACCCAUGGAUGCCCACGGAGACCCACGGAGACUCACAGAGACCCACAGAUUAGCUUAGUUGGUUACGUACGGCGGUGCGAAAGAAGUUCAACGAAUACACUCGGAGACCCCCAGACCCAUGGAGACCCAUGGAGGCCCACGGAGACCCACAGAUUAGCGUGGUUCGCUACGUACGGUGCGAACGAAGUUCAACGUACAUACGUGUUAUCUGGACUGUGCUCCGCAACUCUCCCAUCCAGCUGUGAGAACAUCGCUAGCGGACCCGUGGCAGACGGACAGACGGGGGGGGAGAGCGCUUCCUUCGCUACUGAGAACCUCCCGCUCCCACCCCCACGUCAUCACCAGGUCAGCCGAUUGUCUGCCCGGCUUUGAGCUCCGACUCUACCUACGGACCAUGCCUUUGGGUGGCGGGGGGGGGGUGGCGAUUCGUCACGCUUUGUGUGGCUGUGGUGUUGUGUAGAGGAUGCUACCACCGAAGACGAAACAAAGACAAAGAUCCCCCGUGUAGCCUUAACAGACUAUGCGGCACACGAGAGAGGUGGGUGGCCAGCACCGCGUCUCCCCAGUGGCGAUGUUUAUUUCGCACCGGGUACUCAUUUGAGGCCGAGUCGACCUAGGGGAGGCCCAGGCCCGGUAUCUGACAAUUGUCCCCAGUGUUGGCCCCGCCGCCGCUCAAGUUGUCUUGCGAGGAGCUACCGUUUUGGGGCUUUUCGGCACCUGCGGCCGUGAUGGAUGCCGAUACCCGGGGGGGGGGGGGGGGGGGGCGCAUCUGUGUCGGUGAACGGAGCGCAAAGAUGUCACGGCCCGCGGGGCCCCCACCCACCACUCCUUAGCACCACGGUGACCCCCGACCCCCCCCCCCCCGUCUGAGUUGCGACGAUGCGGGAAGGCGAGUCGACUCGGAUGGCGGCGUCGGUUUCGGUUUUCGCGAUCGCUCGGCAGGGGGUGUUUCUUUUUUUUUUGCUGCCGUUGCGGUAGAAGUUUUUAGUCGUGUGGCGCCCGGGCACUCGUCUGCCCUGUGUUUCACCGUGGGUUUUGUUUAUACGCGUCGUGGUGGGGGGGGGGGGGGGGGGGUGAUUGUGUGCGCGUAGCCGUGAGUGUUGGAUAUUGGUCGACGCGGAAGUUGUUUAGCAGCGACAAGAAAAGGAAAAAAAACGACGAGUAGGAAUCGUAGUGAGUGACAAAGCGCUCGGUGGACUCUUGAUUGACGGCAUUAUCGGGCUGGGGAGACGUUAACUUCCUCGCCUGGUAGGCAGGAGGUCGUGGGUUCGAUCCCGACCCUGAUGCCUGCCGUAUAUUUGUGGUGUCUCUCUCCGCGUGGUCGUGUGGAUUUCCCCCACCCCAUCCACAUUUAGAAUCGACGUCAUGUGUUCAAGAGAUUUUGGCUGCUGCUUUGAAUUCCACGAUAAACCACUUCGGGUUGAGCUGUUAUCAUUUACGAUGGCCCAGGUCACCCUCUGAAAAAACUGAUAAAAUAAAAAAACGGUUUAUAGUUAAAAUCUGUUCGACGAAGCUAGGUUUAGUCAAGAUUGAACAUUACUCAUGGAGCCGGGUGGCGUGGAGGCACGUCCAGUGCGUCCCAGCGCUCGAUGGGCAGCGGGUUGGCGGAUCGCGCGUGCGUGAAGCUGCCCGUUCCUACUGGCCCGCAGCGUGGUCAAGAGGUUAGCGGUCCUGCAGAGAGCGCGUUCCUGAACCUGGCCAGUGCAGAUCUUUUGUUGCUUUUUCUUAUGCAUUGUUCUCCCCAUAUGGCACGGUUAGUUUCAUCCGGGCUACUCGGGAUUUCUUCCCCAAAUGAAGUCGAAAGCCGCCGCUUAGUUUAGCGAAAACACAAGACACGUGCUAAAGGAAAUUGGGCAAAACCGUCCCAAAUGCAGAACCCGCUUGAGAAAAAGUUUUGAGGCUUGGUGUGAGGAUUUUCUGUAUUGUUUGUGGAUAAUAAUAUUAGUAUUAUAAGGACAAAUGAGUUGUAGGAUCGCAGGGAGGGGUGGGGAUUAAGGAGUUGUAAGGAGUGGUGAGGAGGAAUGAGGAGUAGUGAUGAGGGAGUGAGGAGGGGGGGGAGCGGCGAGGGGUGGGAGAGUGGCGAGGGGGGGUAGGAGAGAGUUGAGGGACGGUGCUAGCGAGGACCUUAGCCGAGUUGCGUUGACGAGUUCCCCACGUUGUGAAACGGUGAACCAGCACUCGCGUGCGGUCGACUGAAGCACGGCUAAGCUUAGAGUCCGCUGGACUGUUAUACUGUAGUUGUAAUCGCGACUUGAAUAGUCUUAUAUAUACAUGUGCGUGCGCGCCAGCGCGUGUGUAGUGUUCACGGUCUGUUUUCCAUUUCCUGGUAAGUCGGUGUAUUUUUAUUUUAACCGGGCAACGACAACAACAACAAAACACGGCCGGAUGAUAAUUGUGGCUUUCACGCGGUGUUGAAAUUUAUCUUUUUUUUUUUCCCCAAAGCGUUUGGAUUUUUGGCAAGGACGUCAGGCAAACCGAAGAGUCGCCUGCGGGGCGGUAUCACCACGUAUUUUAAGGUCCCCCCCCCACUUCCUCCUCCUAACCUCGCAACGGUUCUCCCGUUCGCGCGCCUCUGGAAUUACCGAUCCGGCCCUUCAGGCAGGAGUCAAACUUCUCGUUCUGCGGCUCCGGGUCCCGGGGGCGCACGCCGCUAAACCGCCGCGACGCAUUGACUCUGUCGCCCGGUAAAAAAAAAAAAAUCCCACUAAAAAUCCGUGCCUACCGAUGAGCGCGGGUUGGCUACAUACGGUGCGAAAGGAAGUUCAAUGGUUCGUACGUGCGUACGUCAAAUCCUCGCCAGAAGUUGCACCUUAUCCCUACGUGGAUAACUGUUUAAAAGAGACCCCCGCGUGUGACUUUCUCCCUCUCCGCCGACAAAGCCUGCCAUCGCGCGGCGGUGGCUCGGAGAUGUUGACUCCCUCGCCUGGUGUGGUAGGAGGUCGUGAGUUCAAUCCCGACCCUUGACGCCUGAUGUAUAUUUGGAGUUUCUGUCUCUCCCCAUGGUCGCGUGUUUUUUUUUCUCGGGUCCUCCGGUUUUUCCCUCCGCAUUUACAAUGAACGUCACGCAUUUAUUUGGCCGAUGCUGUAAAUUUCCACACGGUGAUGAUAAGCCACCUGGUACAGCUGUUAUCAUUAGUGAUAGCCAGGUCGAUUCUUAAAGAGAGCUACAUGGCAGCUCAGUGGGCCUUACCUAAUAAAAUAAAAUGUAUUUAUUCGUAAAUACUUAAGUUUGCAACUCGGCCAAAAACUGCAGUCGUUUUUUUUACCAACUUCGUUCAAACUGUGCGGUGACGUACCGUUAGAGCGCGACGUACGGUUCUUGUAUGGAUCAUGUACGGUUCACGUGCGACGUACGGUUUGCGUGUGACAUACGGUUCAUGUACGGUUUGCGUGUUACAUACGCUUAAUGUACGGGUCACGUGUGACGUACGGUUGAUGUAUGGUUCAUAAGCUACGUGCAGUUCAUGUAUGGGUCACGUGUGACUAGAGGCUGACCAAAAUUUGGUUUCGGCGCCGUAAGUUGGCAAAUGGCCUCUUUCGGUGUACUUUCGGUUUCGGCCAAAAGUACAUUUUUAACUUUCAGUCUGGUUUCGGUUUCGGCCAAAACUGAUAUUCACUUUCGGUCGUCAUUCGUCAACCGAAGAUCUAUUUUUAGAAUAUAAGCUAGUGCUACGUUUAUCACUCUGCCUAUCAGUCGGCACUAGGCAAUCCUACACACACACGUCAGCAUCAGCAGCAGCUUGGGAGCGAGGUUACAGCCGCAACCAUGGUCUGCUAAUGUAUAUACGACCGGUCAACAGACGGCAAGCCUGUCUGGCUGAAUGCAGAAAAACUGUUGUUUCUUAACUCCAAAAUUCGUUUGUUUGGAUAUAAUUACUAAGUAAGUAACACCUAAAUAUUUUAUAUUUAGCGACUCUUACUGCAGGCUCUGAUUGAUUAGUUCUAGAUUUAUUUUUAAUUAAAGUAGCAUUGCAUCACAACAUUUCAUAAAUCUUGUGUUUGGUAACUUCGGUUAUAUACCUUUCUGUUUCGGUCUCAGUCGAAAGUGUAUUUAAACUUUCGGUUUUGGUCAAAAGUGUAGUUAACUUUCGGUUUUGGCUUCGGUUUCGGCCAAACCCGAAACCAGAAAUUCAGUUUAGGUCGGCCUCUACGUGUGACGUACGGUUCAUGUAGGUCACGUGUGAUGUACAGUUCACGUACGGGUCACGAGGGACGUACGGUUCAUGCACGGUUCGCGAGCGACGCACGGUUUGCGUGCAAGCGUGGUUGGAGGCGAGUCUGGGAGAGAGGCUUAUUCUGGAGCGUGGAAUGCCCUGCCCUUGUUAAAGUGGUGACACUGGGAACUGGCGACCAGGCAAGCCACCGGAGGAGCAGAGUCUUACAGGCGGCGCGAGCUUCAGAAAGAUCGCCGAGUCUUAGGAUUCCGCGUCCCCUUCGUAAUCAACCGGAGAUCUCUUUUAAGCGAGAGAUCUCUCCCCCAGUGCUGUCCUCCAGGCCCUCAUUUCGAGAUCAAAAUAAUGCCUCCCAGCAGCAGAGCGUCGCCUCAACGGGCAACUCGGAAGUGUCGCAAUUGAAAAGAGAUGACCCGAAAAAAAACCCCCAUUACCCCCCAGCAUUACAUUACGUCGCUUGAAUCGUCGACAAAAGUACCCGUCCAUUCUGGCGUGGAUGAUUGUUCCACAUUCCUCCGUCCAAGAAAAAAAUACCAAAGGCCAAUGGCACAUUUCCAUCAACUUGUCAUCGAAAUCCUGCAGAAAUAUUGGACCGCGGGAGGGGAAGGCCGUCGUCGCUCUGCAAUGUUAUCACUCGCCCGUGCGAUGCGACGGGGAAGAGGAUUUGGGCACGUGUCGACUAUGUUUGUUCUUUCUUUUUUUGAAACCCCUGCCUCUUGGAGGCUUACCGUUUUUAAGAACGACGAUGGUAAAUAAAAAUGAAAUUGCCCGAAAAAUCAA
Lethenteron reissneri (Far Eastern brook lamprey) is the source of this 11798-nucleotide messenger RNA. Its product is annotated as zinc finger protein 835-like. NCBI's taxonomy places the organism in Eukaryota, Metazoa, Chordata, Hyperoartia, Petromyzontiformes, Petromyzontidae. Gene Ontology annotation, molecular function: RNA polymerase II cis-regulatory region sequence-specific DNA binding; DNA-binding transcription factor activity. The record is from RefSeq and is a predicted model, not a curated record. Gene Ontology annotation, biological process: regulation of transcription by RNA polymerase II.